AACAUUGGUCACACUGCCGCGAUCAAAAUUUUAAAAGAUGCUUAACCAGUCAAUAAAAGAAUAAAUUAAACUUUUUAAUCUAAAACCAUGGAAGGCGGCAAACUAAGCGCUGUGCGCAUUGCAGUCCGCGAGGCGCCGUAUCGCCAGUUUUUGGGGCGGCGGGAGCCGAGCGUCGUGGAAUUCCCGCCAUGGAGCGAUGGCAAGUCCCUAGUGGUGGAGAGGAAUGAGUACCACUUUGACCACGCCUACCCGUCGACCGUGGGCCAGGAAGUGGUGUACCAGGACCUGAUCCAGCCGCUGGUGGAAAGGGUCAUUCUGGGAUUCCAGUGCACCGCACUGGCCUAUGGCCAGACGGGAACGGGGAAGAGCUACUCGAUGGGAAUGGCGUCAACGGAUAAGCCCGAGCAUCUUGGCGUUCUGCCACGCGUUCUAUCCGACAUCCUGGAUCGGGUGUCAGCCAUGAAAGAGAACCGUACAGGUAACACCCAGGUGUUCGCCUCAUUCAUCGAAAUAUACAAUGAGAAGGCGUACGAUCUGCUGGGAUCGGAGCCACAUGUGCCCAUGGUGGCUGCUCGUUGCCAUAGAUGCACAUGCCUGCCAUUGAACCGCCAGGAGGAUCUUCAAAGCCUUUUAAACCUGGGCACUGGCAAUCGUCGCGUUCGUGCCACCAACCUGAACGCCAGCAGUUCCAGGUCACACGCCGUUGUCACGAUCCACGUGAAGAGCAGCACCUUCCAUUCGAGGAUGAACAUUGUGGAUCUGGCCGGAUCGGAGGGCGUGAGGCGCACCGGGCACGAGGGCGUGGCCAGGCAGGAGGGCGUCAACAUCAAUUUGGGCCUGCUCAGCAUCAACAAGGUGGUGAUGUCCAUGGCGGCGGGCCACACGGUGAUUCCCUACCGCGACAGCGUCCUCACCACAGUUCUGCAGGAAUCACUCACCGCACAGUCGUUUCUUACCUUGGCCUGCAUAAGUCCCCAUCGCUGCGAUCUGAGCGAGACAUUGUCGACUCUGCGCUUCGGCACCAGCGCCAAGAAGCUCCGCCUGAAUCCGAUGCAAGUGGCACGCCGGAAGAAUUUGCUGGCCGCACGGACGCCAAGCAUGCUCCGUGUGAACAGCUCGACAGCUAUCAAACGCCACUUCAAUCAGCAUUCCGCAAACAUGCUCCACCGCACUCGUUCCGAACUGGGCAUGACACCCAAAGCCAAAAAAAGGGCACGCGAGCUAUUGAAGCUGGAGGAGCCCUCGUCCAUAGACAUCUCGGACAGUAGCCUCAGUUUUGUGGGUUUCCAGGACCAGGACCAGCAACGGAUGCCGCCACCUGGACAACCAGGUCAGCCCAGCAGCCUGCACUCCACCGCAGUGAGCGUUGCCGAAGGGGAGGAGGAUGAGCCGGAGCAGGCAGCUGCGAUGGAGCGGUCGGCCAUGUCCAUGUCCAUGUCGACCAUUGUGAGUCCCAUUAGUCUGCGGCCAUCCAGCAUACAGCAGGAGAUCAGCGGUAUUCAAGCUUUGGGGGAGAGCUGCGUGGAGCAGUGUCCCUGGUCACGGUCCCACGUACGUCGCUCUGCGCGUCUGGCGAACAUCUUUGCAGUGGACACCUCCGACACCUCCGGUGCCAUUCCACAAAGUAGCACAUCAAAUUUGCGGCGCAGCAGGCGACUGGCGGAAAUUCGGGAACGUAGCGCUUCUGCUGUCGCAAGAAUGGAGACCAGCCGUAUAGCCACAGUUCGACCCCAACAAAGCACCACACAGAGCGAAGGACCCCGUUCGAGGAACUUAGAUCCGCCAGCAGCCGAAGCUUGGAUGGUCAAUCAUCACCGCUGCUUCCUGGACAUGCUCAACAACGGCGGCCUGAGGGAGCUGCAGAAAAUUCCCGGAAUCGGUCCGAAGACAGCCUUUACCUUGAGCAUGCACAGAUCUCGCCUUGGUUGCUUCAACGAUCUUGACCAAGUAAAAGGACUGCCCAUUUGGCCCGGAAAAAGCUGGGACAGGUUCAGCCAAGUAAACUGUCUGGAUCUCUAAUAAAUAUAACCUAGUAUACGAUUUAUUUUAUGUGUAAUAUUCGUGACAAAUUUUGUUUUGUUUUUUUUUUUGUCCCUGAUGUACCAAAAAGUCUAUAUAAUUUAUAAAAGUCACUGAACAUAAGUGAAAAUAGAAGGGAGCAGAAUAUCCUAACAUUUCUGAGUGUUAGCUAAGCAUUUCUGAGUGUUAGUUAAGCAUUUCUGAUCAAGUUUAUUUUUUAUUGUUUGUGAUUUUUUCUUAUUCAAUGAAUGAAACAUAAUAUUAAGACUUAAAAUAAGCCCUUUGUAAACAAAAUAUUUGAACACGAAGAAA
Molecule: messenger RNA, 2331 nt
Organism: Drosophila gunungcola (fruit fly)
Lineage: Eukaryota; Metazoa; Arthropoda; Insecta; Diptera; Drosophilidae
Gene: nod
Product: kinesin-like protein Nod
Biological process (GO): microtubule-based movement; mitotic spindle organization
Molecular function (GO): microtubule motor activity; ATP binding; microtubule binding
Source: RefSeq, a predicted model, not a curated record